ACCGUCGUUUACUUCUAUUUUCCACCCAUUUUCUCGCCGACAAUUCUUCAUUCUUCUUCGCAUAAAACUCGUACGAUUUCUCAAUUCCAUGAGCUGAAGCUUAAAAAGAGAACAUUUUCAACACCAAAUCAUUCGAAAAACGAAGAAAUUGAGAAUGUACACGUUGAAAGAUAAAGUAGCCGAUGGUCUUUCGAGCUUAUUUUCAGAUUCACCGAAUCAUUCUUCUCCAUCUGAUCCUCCUCAGGCCAGCUUGUAUUCAGAUUUCAGAAGGAUCGAGAUCUUUGUCUUCAAUUUUUCUAAAAUUACCCCUUCGGCAAGCUUAGGCGGGUCUAAAUCGAAUGAUCAUGGAAGUCAUCUCAAGACAAUUCAGUCGCAUCCUGUUGGAUGGAAAUGUAGGACAUACGAGUUGCAAGAUGAAUCCUUAGAUAGCUGUGGAGACCAUGAACUUACUAAUAAAAAUAAAAACAUACAAAUAGUUCAUGAAGUUUCGAAGAAAAUCUCGAAAGAUAAAGACAAGCAAACUAUUAGUCCUUGGGGCGAGGAUAAGGACCGUACAUCCAAAAGGAAUAGCAAUGAUUCCGAAGAAUUUCAAGAUGCACAAGUUCAACGGAGUCCAGUAAAGCCUCCACUGAACCUUUCUGAUGAAUCAGUGUUUAUUACCCCUGAUUUGUACGAAGUUUUGUUGUCUUCCCUUCCCAAUAUUGUUAAAGGUUGUCGAUGGAUGUUGUUGUAUAGUACGUUGAAACAUGGUAUAUCACUUCGUACGCUUAUUCGAAAGAGUGCGGAUCUUCCUGGCCCUUGUUUGCUGAUUACCGGAGAUAGGAAAGGAGCAGUCUUCGGUGGAAUGCUAGAAUGCCCCUUGAAUCCUACACCAAAGAGAAAAUACAAGGAACAAACCAGACAUUUGUGUUCACUGCCGUAUAUGGUGAACCUAUGCUAUUUAGACCAACUGGUAUGCAAUUUUCUCCGACAUACUUUUAAGACCUUUAAUGUUGAAUGUAUUUCUGAGCUAUUAUAGGCUUUGAUCUUGUGUCGCACUCGUACCAAUCUAAACAGGUACUAAUCGUUAUUACUAUAUAUGAAUGUAUUUCUGUGCUAUUAUAGGCUUUGAUCUUGUGUCAUACUCAUACCAAUCUAAACAGGUGCCGAUCGUUAUUACUAUAUAUGUUUGAAUGACUUGUUAGCACUCGGUGGUGGUGGCAACUUCGCUUUGUGAUUGGAUGGAGAUCUCUUGAGUGGAAGUAGUGGACCUUGUGAAACAUUCGGGAACUUGUGUUUGGCGCAUGACCGGGAUUUCGAGCUAAACAAUGUUGAGCUAUGGGGUUUCACACAUGCAUCACCAUACUUAAAUCGAAAGCAGCUGUGGCAAGUAUGAUAGAGCUCAUUUCAAUGGUUAACAAAAUGGGGCACUGUUACCUUCAAUCCAUGCUUUUGCCCUCAUUUGUGGGCUUUAAGAUUUGAUUUGGUUGGUAGUUAGGGUUAUAUCAUAUGGGGUUUUAAAUAGUUGUAUGUCUUUAAUCCAUUAGUAUUUAUAUCAUGUACACAACUCACAAGGCCUUGU
Messenger RNA from Hibiscus syriacus, 1561 nucleotides. RefSeq lists its product as uncharacterized. Lineage: Eukaryota; Viridiplantae; Streptophyta; Magnoliopsida; Malvales; Malvaceae. The transcript is spliced from 7 exons. Bases 155 to 1018 code for a protein of 287 amino acids. The record is from RefSeq and is a predicted model, not a curated record.